CACCCUGGUUAGUCCAAGUGUUGGGCAGUGUUGGGGCCCCCGUUGAGUUGUGGUGAAGUGAUCUCUUCAUAAGUUGGACGAGCUAGUUCAGCAGCAGCAGCAGCAGCAAUAAUAAUAAUAGUUGGCAAUAAAAGUAAAAAGUAGUGCACGAACCAUGAACCUUUAAGAGGGACGGGUCGCCGAAAUUAGUGACAUCAACGCCGCGCAAUGGCAGCGACGAACCGAAAUCGCAAAAAUAUUCUCACGCUGAACCAGCAGCAGCAGCCGCAGCAGCAGCAACAGCAUUAUCAGCCACAGCUGGCUCAACCGCAGCAUCCGCAUCAUCAUCAACUGAGCUACCAACAGCAGCAGCAGAGUCAGCAACAUGCAGAAGGACUUCCGAAGUCGUUCGUGGCUGCCAUGCGGACGCUGUUUGACAUCAUGGACGAUGGGAAAACCGGUUUCGUCAAGUUGGCCGACAUCGAGGAUCGCUGGCAGGACGACGGUUCCAAGGGGUUGCCCCGGGGCGUAAUUGACAGUCUGCGCAAGGUGACGCCCCCGAACGGAUUGCUCUCGUUCGAACGGUUCUGCAGCGGGCUCAAGAUCUGUCUGGUGCGGAAUCAGUCGGACUGUUCGGGGUCACCGCCGCCACCACCCCCUCCGUUGAGCAGACUGUCGUCCAAAGACAGCGAAAAGCUCCCACUAUCACCUUCGAAGCUUUCCGUGAGGCCACCAUCCGCCCCACUACUGGAUCUCGACUCCCCAAUCAAACUCCCUUGGACCAGUACCGCUCCAAACACGGCCACCGUGCGGCCAAACAACGCCAUGCCUGCACAGAAAACCCUCAGCAUGCCUCAGCUGCUCAACCCGGACAGUGAUCUCGAUAUGGUGCUCGAGUCUCCACCAAUUAUCCUGCCCGGAGGCACGUACGGGCCUCCCAAACCUCCGCGGGUCUCCCUGAACCUCGAGCGGAACCACCAACCCACCAACACCCAAAACGCCAGCAAUACCAACAGCAUGGACAAAGCGGAGAUCCGCAACGCCCUGCAAAACUGGCAAAUGUCCCUCCUCAUGAACGAGGACAAAACCCAGACGCGACUCACCCGAGGUCCAGCCGAUGGACAGAUUGAUCUGUCCAACGGUGGAGGUUCCCCAUCGUCCAGCAUGCACCUGUAUCAGAAGAAAACCAGCGGAUCGGGCGGAGGUACCCUGAGUCGGAGGAGGGAACCGCGAAGGCAUACGCUCCAGAACGGGAUCGACUACAGUAUGCUGAAGCGGUUGAAGCAGAUCGAACAGGAGAAGGACAUCCUGGUGCAGGGGCUGACGGCGGUGGAGAAGGCCCGUGAUUGGUAUCUCAAACAGCUGGCGAGCGUACAGGAUCGGCUCAAAUACCUCGGCCGGCCAGGGGCGCAUAUGGAACCCUGGACCGACGCCCACCAGGAACGGCUCGACCUGCAGCGUGCCCGCGUCCUCGAGGUGAACCGCCACCUGAUGACGCUGGCCGAAAGUUGGGAACGGGGUGGCUUCCCGCUGCACAUGAACCUCGCCCUGCGACCCCCGACGUUGGCCUACCCUCAUCACCAAGCGCAGGCCCCACAACCACCCCAGCGACCUCAGGGUCAAACGGCCAGCACCGGUGGCGGUCAACAGACAACGGAGACGGUCAACCGGCUGAAGCAGCAGAACUUUCAACUGUCGGAGGAAAUCAACCAGAAAAAUGAAAAGUUGUCCCUGUUGGAGCGGGAAAAGUCCUCGCUCAUCCGGGAGUUGCUGCAGCUUCAGCGGGUCAACCGGGCCAGCAGCAUGACUUCCAACACCGAAGAGUUGGUGUUUUAGCAUCCGGAAGUGAUGCGGCCAUUACAGAUUUCGAACUGCGUUUUGCACCUUGUUGUUUUGAUUCUUUGCCCUAGUCAGGUAGCACAGAUUUAGAGGAGUUAAGAGUUUGAGGACACUUUGACGGGUGCGGCAGUUUUAGAGCAUUUACAGCCAAGUGUGAUUUUAAUUAGGAGAUAUGAGGUGUGUUCGCGUCAAAAUUGUACAGCAUAGAGAAAAUUUGUUAAAUAAAGUGAACUUGAAG
Culex quinquefasciatus (southern house mosquito) is the source of this 2056-nucleotide messenger RNA. Its product is annotated as suppressor APC domain-containing protein 2. NCBI's taxonomy places the organism in Eukaryota, Metazoa, Arthropoda, Insecta, Diptera, Culicidae. Bases 208 to 1815 code for a protein of 535 amino acids. The record is from RefSeq and is a predicted model, not a curated record. The transcript is spliced from 3 exons.